Messenger RNA from Saxophila tyrrhenica, 1926 nucleotides. RefSeq lists its product as uncharacterized. The transcript is spliced from 2 exons. The record is from RefSeq and is a predicted model, not a curated record. NCBI's taxonomy places the organism in Eukaryota, Fungi, Ascomycota, Dothideomycetes, Mycosphaerellales, Extremaceae. Bases 1 to 1926 code for a protein of 641 amino acids.
AUGGGCGAAUUGAGCAGGCAAUCGAGCCGCCGACCUCUGGUACUCGACGACACCGCCUCUUUCACCUCUUUCCCGGACCCUUCAGAGGCCUCACUCCCUGUCGAAGAGCCCUCCAAUGUACCACUCCAUGGCCUGCUGGACCGGGCUGGACCAUCCAUGUUUGACGAGAACAACGCAAUCGAUGCCAACGACCCGCAAUCUCUGUCCGCGGCGCCCAAUCCUGUGCUGCAGAAUCUGAUCGACCACCAUGGCGCGGUAGAGCUGGUCAAGCGGCUUUCCACUAUGCUCGCGGAGAGGGACGCGCAUAUCACGGCUCUCACUCGUCUCGCUGAGGAGUACAAAGUCCCGCGACAGAGGAUUUCGGAGACUGCGUCGAGGGCCAAGCAGGCGGAGCGGAGACGGUUGUCACUUGCCACUGCGUCUGAAGAUCUAGGGCCGCCGAGUGUUGCUGAGUCUGUGACUUCUGAUAGUGGCGAGUCUCGCAUCUCAAAGUCCACUCAAAACACAGCUGCGGCACCAGCGAAAGGCAUUACGAAGUUAUUUGGCGGCGGGACUAUUAAGAAAGCCAAAGCGAAGCCUGCGCCUGUGCCUUUGCCAAUAUCAAAUGCUACAUCACGAGAGCCUUCCCGGCCACGAAGACAUUCAGAAAGACCCAAAUCAAUAGACACGCAAAGCAUCCGGAGUAUCGACAGCGGCAACACUUGGACAGCCAGCAUCAACAACAUCUUCGGCGCCAGCCAUCCCAAGCGGACAGACUCCCUCCGGAAUAGGCUUCCUGUAGAGAUGGAAACCCGCCACGACCCCGACCAACUCCCGCCCACCCUCUCCAACCACGCCGACGACCCGCAAGAAGCCGAGUGGAACAAAUUCAUCCUCAAACUCGUCGAGCUGCGGCCCCAAAAUGGCGAAGACCCCAACGGCGGCGAACUCAUCGGCGCCUCUCGAUUCGGCCAGGAAGGCAGCGCUGGACGACAGAAGAUGGAGACGCUCACGCGGCUUGUCAUAGGCGGUAUACCGAUGAAGCUGCGGCAUCCGUUGUGGAUGGAGUUGUCGAAUACGCAGGCGAUGAUGCAGCCAGAGGAUUAUGAGCAUUAUCUCAAUUUGGGGGAAAAUGACGAUGAGGAGGAGGAGAUGGAGGCGAUUUUGAAGGAUGUGCCGCGGACGUUGACGACGAAGUAUGACUUUUAUUCUGGGAAAGGAUUUCAGAGAUUGAAAGACCUCCUCGUAGCCUUCGUAGCCAAAUACCCCAACCUAGGCUACACCCAAGGCCUCAACACCAUCGCCGGCUACCUGCUCCUCGCCAUCCCGUCCGAAGAAGACGCCUUCUGGGUCCUCUGCAACAUCGUCGAGAACUUCUUCCCGCCCGACUACUUCUCCCGCACAGACGCCAUGAUCUCUCCUUUAGCCGACAACGCCUUACUCCGACAAUACGUCAAAGAGCAUUUACCUCUACUCCACAACCACAUGGACAAACUCGGUAUUCUCCCCGGCCACACCGUGCCGAUGAAAUGGUUCUUCACCGCCUUCUCGUCCGCACUGCCAGAAACCCUGCUCAUGCGUCUGUGGGACAUCUGGCUCUGCAUCCCCAGCCAAAAACAAUACCUCUUCGCCUUCGCCCUCGCACUGAUCGCGCAGAACGCCGACGGCAUACUCGAAUGCGAGGACAGCUCGUCGUUCUUCUCGUACAUGGACUCUAAAUUGAAACUUCCUGAAGACGCCGCGGGAGUGACGGAGCUGAUGAAGCAGGCGUGGAAGAUUGCGAAGAAACUCGGUGAUGGGGUUGCGGGGCGGCGGGCGAGUGAGGUGGUGUCGACGAAGGAGGGGAUGGGGUUGGAGAUGCGGUUGCAGAGGAGGAGGACGGGGAGUUUGGAGGUGCUUGUGGAUCGGGAGGAGGAGGAGGGGGAGGGAAUGCAGACUUCGUCUUGA